CCUUCUUCCUCCUCAAGUCACAAAAACCAAUUCAACAACUCAGAGCUCUUAUCAUUAUAACUUGACAAAACAAAAAAUGGGAAGAGACUGGUCCUGGCUCGGCGGAGGAGGCGGAGGGAAGAAGAAAUCCUCAAGCAAGUCAAAGAAAGAAGACAUUAAACCACCGCCGCCGCAGCCAUCUCUCGCCGGAAAUACUGCAACGGCGGCGGGAUGCAUGAGUGCUGUGUUCAACAUUUUUGAUUUUCAACACUUACAGUUUCCUAUUAACCACCACCAUCUUCAUCUUCCCAAAGGAGUAGAUGCACCGAGAAACAGCUUGGAAUCAACGGAGGAGACAGAGGAGGAAACUUCUUUUUCGCCAACCAGAAAAGAUGGAAAUUUAAAUAUCUCUAUGGGUAUUAAAAUUAAGACCAAACCACAAGCAAGAUCAUCAUCAGCAUCUCUUACACCCACUGAAACUUAUUCUCCGAGCAUAAAGACACCAACUUUGGUUGCUAGACUCAUGGGUCUUGAUCUUGUUCCUGAUAAUUACAGAUCAUCUCCAACUCCAUCUUCUUCAUCUUCGUCUACCUUAAUUGAUCUCAAGACGCCAACAAGAGCUUCUCAGACCAAGAAACACAGACAUUACUCUCUCCAAAGAAACUCUGUCGACGGAGGUACACGUUCUCUCCCCGAAACACCGAGGAUUUCACUCGGAAGGAGAUCCGUUGACGUCAACUGUUACGAACACCAACGUUCUUCACUUCAUCUCAGAGACAACAACAACACCAUCAACGUGUUUCCUGAAAGAGAGGCUGGUAUUAACAAUGUCAGGCUCACGAGGGUCAAAGAGAUGAAGAUACAUGAAGAUAAAGAGAAUCGCAGUCCACGAGAGUAUGCUAGACAGAUAGUGAUGCAGUUGAAGGAGAACGUUAGCCGAAGAAGAAGAAUGGGAACUGAUAUAACCAACAAAGAACAACAAUCAAGAGAGAUUCAUGAGUCCAAGAAAGCUUCUUCUAAGAUCACAACAAUCAUCACUCAUGAUUCAUCAUCAUCCCCGAGAUUAGGAUUAACGGAAACCCCCAAAACCAAACCAACCUCACCUCAGACAAAUAAUGUUGCUACCAAGAUUCUGGAGAAAACAACAGUGAAGGUUCAAGACAAGACCAGAUUACCAACAGUGCAAGAGGAGCCACAGGGAGAGCAAGGACAAGAAGUGAAAGAAAAACAGAGGAAGUCUACAAAGAAGUUCAAGAAACCAGAGAAUUUCAAGUCGAGAUUAGUGAAACCGCCACAGACAAUGCAGGAAGAGCCGUUUGUUCGAUCACCAACAACAAGUAACAACAACAACAACAAUGGUCUUCUCCUUAUCCAAGGAGACAAAUCUUCCAACAAGAAAACUCCCUUAUCCAUUAAUCAUCUCAUCAACUUCACUAGUGUUCCCACCAUCAAGAAGAAAGAUUCAUCACUUCAUCACAAAUCGUCAAACUUAAAGCUCAGAGAAACACAAACACCAAGAAACAGAGCAUCAUCAGAGAUUCCUAGUUUUCCGAGCCAAUCACAACCCCACAUUGCACCAAUCGCCGGCGGCGAGUUAGAGUACAUAACAAGAACCCUAAGACGAACAGGAAUCGACAGAGACACACCAAUCUCAUACGCUAAAUGGUUCUCUCCUUCACACCCACUCGAUCCAUCAAUCUUCUACUUCCUCGAACAUUUCGCUGUUACAUCAACCAGACCUAGAAACUCACCGGAAAAUCUAGCUCUUCGAUGCAAUAGAAAGCUACUCUUCCACUUAGUAGACGAAAUCCUCGCCGAUAUCUUAAAACCACACAUCAAUUUGAAACCUUGGGUUUGCCAUUACCCGAUUCAAUCUCAGAGGAAUCUAAAGGGAUCGGAGCUAAUCGACGAGUUAUCUCGGAGAAUCGAGCGGUUUCCGUUAGCAAAGUGUUUGGUUCUCGAAGAUAUUGAUGCUCUCGUCGCCGGAGACUUCCCGGAGAUUGAAUCGGCGUUUGAAGAAGACGGCGAAGGAAUCGUCACGGAGAUCGAGAGAGGAAUCUUUGAAACACUCGUGACUGAAACGACGACGGAUUACUUUGCCACGUGGAUGGUCAAAACGGCGCCGCUUAAGCGUAACGAUGAUGUCAGUGGCACGUGGGGUGUUCACGUGACGAGAUACUCUUCAAAUGUGGGGUCCCACCACGACUCGUCCUCUAUGAGAUUAAGGCUUCCACGUGGAUAAAAGAAUUCCACAUGGCAGACAUUUACUGGUUCUUCUUUGUAUAGAGAUAUCUUUUUUUUAUAUAGAUUAUAUUAAUUUUCAAAUACUUUGUAGCCGUUAUAAAUAAAUAAAAUAAAAAUUUUGAAAUUGU
Molecule: messenger RNA, 2351 nt
Organism: Arabidopsis arenosa
Lineage: Eukaryota; Viridiplantae; Streptophyta; Magnoliopsida; Brassicales; Brassicaceae
Source: the annotation of a GenBank genome assembly